Electrophorus electricus (electric eel) is the source of this 1178-nucleotide messenger RNA. RefSeq names its product cytochrome b5 reductase 2 (gene cyb5r2). The record is from RefSeq and is a predicted model, not a curated record. Lineage: Eukaryota; Metazoa; Chordata; Actinopteri; Gymnotiformes; Gymnotidae. Gene Ontology annotation, cellular component: mitochondrion. Gene Ontology annotation, molecular function: FAD binding; oxidoreductase activity.
UUCAGUGUAAUAGGUAUGAAUGGUAAUAGAUGAACUACGUGUAAACUUCCAGUGCACUCUGCCCAGUUCAGAGGGCAAAGGAUGGAUCAAGCACUGACACUGCCUGUGGUGAUUGCGCUCUUAGCCGUGAUAGCCACCGGUCUCUAUCUCCUCCUGAAAGCGGGACGUCCUGCUGGGGGAGAGAGUCGGAGCAGGUUCCCCAGAACGCUACAGGACCCCACUGUGAAAUACUCACUGCCCCUCACAGAGAAGGAGGAAAUUACCCAUGACACUAAGAGAUUCCGCUUUGGCCUCCCCUCCUCCAAACAUGUGCUCGGUCUUCCAGUUGGCCAGCAUGUGUAUCUAUCGGCUAAAGUCAGUGGGAAUCUGGUGAUCCGGGCCUAUACUCCAGUCUCCAGCGACGACGACCAGGGCUUUGUUGAUCUGGUUGUAAAGGUCUACUAUAAAAACACCCACCCAAACUACCCCGAUGGGGGCAAAAUGUCUCAGUACCUGAAUGAUAUGAAGAUUGGUGACACCAUCGAUGUACGAGGUCCCAACGGCCUGCUGGUGUACAAUGGCAAUGGUCAGUUUGCUAUUCGGCCUGAUAAGAAAUCCGACGCCAAGGUGCGGCAGUUCAAGCGCGUGGGCAUGAUCGCCGGUGGCACCGGCGUGACCCCAAUGCUCCAGCUUAUUCGCAGUAUAACAGCAGACCCUGCAGACAGCACCGAGUGCGCCCUUAUCUUUGCUAACCAGACGGAGAAGGACAUACUACUGAGACACGAGUUAGAGGAGGUUUUGAAGAGUCACUCUGAUCAGGUCAAGCUGUGGUACACACUAGACAAGACCCCGCAGGGUUGGAAGUACAGCACAGGAUUCAUUGAUGCUGCAAUGAUAAAAGACCACCUUCCUCCUCCGGCCAAUGACGUGCUGAUUGUGAUGUGUGGCCCGCCCCCCAUGAUCCAGUAUGCGUGCCAGCCAAACCUCACUAAGCUUGGCUACAAGCCAGAAAACACCUUUGUGUACUAAGGCCACCUGAUGAGUUCAUACACAGUACAGGUGUUGAUAAAGUCUAUACAGUAUAUUGUAUCGGACAUGUUGUUGAAGACCCUGUUUAACCCACACAGAAAUAAAAUUUUUGGUAUAGUUUUCACCGAUGUGUACAAGACAAUUAUUUCUGAAACAUUUAGAACGAUCAC